AUGCGUAUGUACAUCGACUGUCGGCAACUGAACAAAUUGACUAUUAAGAAUAAGUACCCCCUAUCAAGGAUUGAUGAACUAUUCGACCAAUUUCGAGGAGCUUCGGUCUUCUCUAAGAUUGAUCUUCGAUCAGGGUAUCAUCAACUGAAGGUCAAGGAGACUGAUGUUUAUAAGACAACAUUUAGGACUCGUUAUAAUCAUUACGAGUUCCUCGCUAAUGUGGUAGAUGAUGCAUUGAGCUGUAGGGCUAUUACUAAUUUGAGGGUGAUGUUUGCUCGUCUCAGUUUAUUCGACGAUGGUACUUUAUUGGCUGAACAUCAAGUUAAACCGAGGUGGAUUGAACAGAUUAAGGGUAAACAGUUGAAGGAUGAGACACUAGGUUCUCGUUUCCGGCAGAUAGAGAAUGGGAAACUUCAGAUUUUGGGCUGA
Gossypium arboreum is the source of this 429-nucleotide messenger RNA. RefSeq lists its product as uncharacterized. Bases 1 to 429 code for a protein of 142 amino acids. Lineage: Eukaryota; Viridiplantae; Streptophyta; Magnoliopsida; Malvales; Malvaceae. The transcript has 2 exons. The record is from RefSeq and is a predicted model, not a curated record.